AUGGAAUCUCAAACUAAGCUGACCUUCCAGGAAACAGAUGGAGCUGGCAACCCCACUGCAACCUUCGUCUACUCGGAGCAGGGGGGCUCUUCAAAGCGAGUAGGACGGGUGGAUGCGAUUAGCUCCUCGCCACCAACUUCAUGGUCAGCCAAGCCUCUGAUCACCUCUUUGAGUGAUGUUUUUCUUCCUUCGGGAUACCCCCAUAGUGUCAGCGAUGACUAUCUCCCCUCAAUAGCAGGCCUUCUUUCCUCCCGCGCCGUCCUCCAAGGUACAGCCCCAAGACCCUCAGCCAGUCUAGCUCAACUAACAGCCCCAGGCGUUGGAGUUGGCAAUCCCAAUGCAUCGCCAACAUCUGCCCUUCUCCUUCACAUCUUGCAAGAUACUUCCGGGCGAAUCGCCACAAUUCUAUUCGCGCACCGCGUCGGUACAGCCCUCGAGCCAGAAUGCAAAACCUACCGACUAGCCGCGGACGUCUUCAACGACAUCGCCAUGAUCCUUGACUGUCUCUCACCAGGUGUUCCGGCCGGCGCAAUGCGUGUCACCGUGCUCAGUACGGCAGGCGUACUACGCGCCCUCUGCGGCGUGGCGGGCGGGAGCUCCAAAGCGAGUCUUAGUGCACACUUCGCCAAGUGGGGGAAUCUGGCAGAACUCAAUGCCAAAGAUUCGUCUCAAGAGACUGUUAUUUCGCUCUUCGGAAUGCUGGUUGGUUCCGUAGUCGUUUCCCAGAUAACAGGGUUCACGACGACGUGGCUAGUUCUUCUCGUUCUGCUGGGUCUACAUCUAGGCAUGAACUAUGCGGCCGUGCGGGCAGUGCAGAUGACGAGUCUGAAUCGUCAACGGGCAAAUAUCGCUUUCUCGGCACUGCUAGAUUCCGAUAAGGGUGUUGAAUCGACCCAAUGGGCUGUCCUGACGCCUGCGCAGGUCGCCAGCCAAGAGAGCAUCUUUCAUCGAGACGGCGCUUUGCAGUGGAUGGCUGGGUCUACGUCUGUGUACUUGGGAUCGGCUCGGGUGGGUGUUCCAAUGGCGGCCUUUGUGGCGGAGAAGCCUCCACUAGGGCGACUGGCGGGGCUUUUCAGCGGUGAGGCUUAUUUACUCUAUUUGUCGGAGAAGAGACAUGUUUCCGUUGUGCUUAAGAAGGGCUGCUCGGUUCAGGACCAAUUGAAGGCUUGGGCACAUGGUUUGCUAGCUGUGAAGUCGUGGGAUGGGUCAUCCGAUGUUAUUGAUGUUAUUGAGGAGUCUCUCGCUUUCCUCAACGAGGGAGAUCGAUUUGGGGCAUAUUUAGUGAAAUUGCGAGCCGUGGGCUGGAAUGUUGAGAUUGCGGCGCUGGAGACGAGGAGUGGGAGGAGGAUUGAUAUUUGA
Messenger RNA from Penicillium olsonii, 1359 nucleotides. NCBI's taxonomy places the organism in Eukaryota, Fungi, Ascomycota, Eurotiomycetes, Eurotiales, Aspergillaceae. The record is from the annotation of a GenBank genome assembly.